AUGUCUCAAGAAGAUCAAGAGGUUAUCGUGAUUGUAGAAGACCAAGAACAACAGAAAGAUUCUCUUCCUUUCGAUCAAGCAAGAAUAGAACAAACUAAACUAUUCGGAACUAAUCAAACUAAUUCCUUGUUUCCAACCAAUGAUCAACCAAAAACAAGAUUCGUCCUCUCCAUUGAUGGUGGAGGUGUCAGAGGAACCCUCGCAGGUUCAAUCCUUGCCACUCUCGAAAAGGAAGUCAUCCAAGAAAUUGCCAAACAUUUUGCAGAGCUAGGAGAAAAACCACCAACCAAUAACUUUAGUUUAACUUCAUGUUUCGAUUUGGUAGUCGGUACAUCAACAGGUGGAAUCAUUGCAUUAGGUGCUGGUAUUUCUAAUAAUGGAGGACCUUUCGAUUUUAAAUUUUCUGCCUCUGAUUUGGGAGAUUUAUAUACGAAUAAUAGUUCACAGAUAUUUAGUAAGGAAUUUAAACAUGGAAAAUUGAGAGAAUUUUUGAUUUCUUCGAGAUAUGAUCCAACUGGAUUGGAAAUUGUCAUGGAAAAGUAUUUUGGAAAGGCCAAGUUGAGUGAUUUGGUUAUUCCAGUGAUGGUAACUUCAUAUGAUUUAAAUAGACAAGAAUUGGUUGUGUUUGAUAGUGAAAUGGCUAAACCUAAAGGAGAAUUGACUAUGAGACAGUUACCUUCUGAUUAUUAUUUGAAAGAUAUUGCACUUGCCACUUCAGCAGCUCCAACUUUCUUUCCAAUUAGAACGAUUGAGUCAAUUACAGAUCCAAGUGAUAAACAUGAUUAUAUUGAUGCUGCAGUAACUGCUAAUAAUCCAACCAUGUUGGCUUAUUUGAAAGCAAAGAAAAUGUAUCCAGGCGAUUCCAUUAAUAUUGUUUCAUUGGGUUGUGGUUAUGAAGGUAUUGAUAGACCUUCAUUGGAAGGAAAGAUUGAAUGGGCCAAGACAAUUUCCUCUCUCAUGAUUCAAGGAGCAUCUAAUUUGACUGAAUAUUUAAUGCAACAAAUGGUAGAUUUGUCACCUUUGGAUAAAUAUUGGAGAAUUGAUGUGAAAUUGGAUCAGGCAGCUUUAGAUUUGACAUCUGAAGAUUAUUUGAAGAGUUUAAAGAUAUUGGGAUCAAGUUUGAGAACCAACGAUGGUAAUGCCUAUAAGAAUAUUAGAGAUACCAUUAUUGACUUUUAUAGAAGUAAGAGUUUUUAUACUUGUUUCAAGUUGAUUGAAAAAGUUGAAAGUCAAUUGAUGAGUCCAAAGUACAGAAAGAAUGAUCAGGUUAGAAUUGACCUUUCAGAUGUUGGAUUGACUCCAAUUGCAUUAUGGGAAGUGGUUCACUAUUUGAAAAAUCAAGUUGACUAUGAAAAAAUUUACAAAAUUGAUUUGAGUGGACAAACUAUAACUGUUGAAAUAUUAGAACAAUUGCUCCAUUUGAGAACUGAAGAAGCUCCUGAAAAAUUGAAAAAGAAACAUUGUUCUGUUGAGAAACUAACUGUCAAGACUCAAAUCUUGGAAGAGAAAUGUUUAAUUCACAAAUUAAUCAUGAGAGAUUGUCAAUUGAGUGGUCAAGUCCUUGCAUGGCUUGUCAAUAAGAGUAAAUUGUUUGAUGUCUUGGAUUUGGGAGGAAGUGUCAAAUUGAGUGAAUGUGAUUCUGGAUUUUUGGAUUCUCUCUGUCAAUUGUCUGAAAGAGGAAAUGUCAUUCUAGAAGGAAAGGCCUAUUGGGUGAUUGGUAAUCAUUACAGAUACUUUGAGAAAUUCGAUCAUUGCAGAAAAUCUUACAAGAAAGGAAGUGAAUUAGGCGAUGUUGAUUGUGAAUAUUUGGAUUGCUUAAUGGGAUAUUUCACAGAUAAUUUACAAGAUCGAAAUGAGCAACUUCAUCAAAUAUUGAAGAAUAGAAAUGAAAGAGUUGGAUAUUUACUUGGCUUGGCAAUUGAACAACGAAACCUUUCGAAUAAUGAACAAGCUCAACAAUCAAGAAGUUCAAUCGAUUCUCCAUCAAGUAGCUCACCAUCCAGUUCAUCUCCUAUGAAAAUUCCACAAGAAAACGAUCCACUACCACCUGAAUUUGUCGAAUAUGAAAUUGAGAAUCAUCAUGCCCUAUGUGUCGAUUGGUAUGUCCGAGUUUCUCAAUCCAUAUCCACAAAAGAUUCUUCACAACCAUGGAUUGAUAAGGCAAAACUUCGACUUUCAAAAGGAAAGACACUUCUUCCAGCUGCAUCCAGUCUUGGCUUGGUGUUGUAUCCACAAGGUGCAAAUACCACAAUUGGAGAAGCUAUUCUUUCAAAAAAGGAAAGAAAAGAUCAGCAAAAAAAGGAAAAACAAGAAGAAAAGGAAAGAGAAAAAGAAAGAAAACGAUUGGAAAAAAUGGAAAAGAAGGAAUUAAAGCAAAAGAUGAAGAAUCAAUAG
Molecule: messenger RNA, 2394 nt
Organism: Naegleria gruberi
Lineage: Eukaryota; Heterolobosea; Eutetramitea; Acrasida; Naegleriidae
Exons: 1
Coding region: 1-2394 (797 amino acids)
Biological process (GO): lipid metabolic process
Molecular function (GO): glycerophospholipase activity; monoacylglycerol lipase activity
Source: RefSeq, a predicted model, not a curated record